Neurospora crassa OR74A is the source of this 2190-nucleotide messenger RNA. RefSeq lists its product as hypothetical. The coding region runs from base 64 to 2190 and encodes 708 amino acids. Lineage: Eukaryota; Fungi; Ascomycota; Sordariomycetes; Sordariales; Sordariaceae. The record is from RefSeq and is a predicted model, not a curated record. Gene Ontology annotation, molecular function: protein binding. The transcript is spliced from 2 exons.
ACGCUUUGCAUUUAUACCGGUGCCACCUUCUGCCCGCCAACAUAACAUCAACCACCCUCAAUCAUGAGGGGAGUCAAACGCACUCGAACCAACAACGGCGAUUCUGAUAUUGUCUCGACCACAUCCGAAGCCAUGCAGAAUGCACUCGCCGAACAGUUCGAAGCUCUCGGGUCAGACGUGGGGUUGCGGCUAGCAAACCUGCGAACUCUCUUCUCAUCUCUCACGCCCCAGGAAACGCAGUUCAUGAGACUACAUCUCCAAAGUCUGCCCCCGCCAGCAGACAUUAUCGCUCGUUUUCCAACCGAUAUUCUCGUUGAGAUCUCCCCAUACUUCUCCACUUUGGACAUCGUCAAUAUCCUAAACGUGUCCAAGGCGUGGAGGAAGUCGUGGGCUCAACGCGAUGUCGUGAGGGCUCUGGCCAAGCACCACAUGCCCAACUUUCUCCCGUUCUACGCUCACCGAAACAGGUUACAAUCUCCGGAAGCUUGCACAGACCAAGACUUGUUCAACUCCUUCUACCAAGCUGCUCGCAAGUUUAGUAUCAGACAGCAGGGUUUGUUCCAGUCCAUGAUCUGCAACCCUGGCCCGUGGCUUCACUUUGUCACUCGUGACAGGUUCUUCACUUUGGAGCCUACCGAUAGCAUAAGAGAUUGGGAUGAUGUCAUUCCAGACCAGGAUAUUGAUGAUGUAUAUCCUGAUCGUGUCCACGAUGAGAAAGCACAAUUGCCCGACCAGUGGAGAAAUUUCCGAUUCUGUAAUGGAAAAUUGGCCUGGCAGGUUGAUAGUGACGAUAAAAACCUCGCAUCUCUUACCUUUGUGGAUGACUUACGAAGCCAGCGACGCAAAGUAUACAAAGUACCCGUUCCUGUGGUUCUCCAUGGCUGCGUCGCUUAUCUGCGGGAUUUGGGCAGUGAGCUGGUCGUGGUACAAGUACAGAGGACCUGCUACGCAUGGAACCUCGAGACAGGCGAACGUGAUUCUGUGACGCUUCCAUCUGCCGAGAUCCAGACGGUCAAAAUCGAGGGAAAACGCGUAUACAUCUUGAACCCCGACGCCAAGGUGUAUGUCUGGACAUUCAAACAAGGUGUGCGAGAAGUCGACACAAGUGAGGCAAGGAAAUAUGCCGGCCCAGUCGCCUUCUAUUGGGGCUGCAUCAAUGACGCGGACAGGCUAGGCAUAUUCGAUCUGAUUCCUCACCCGCUGCUCGACGAUACGUUCUAUCUUCUUGCUCUUCAAGAUGAUCCUCUUCAAGAAAAACCCGAGCGUGCGCUGGUGGUUCUCGAGUACAACCACAGUGGUACUCUGCACUUACAUACCACAGCCCUUCCUCAGGUUCGGUCUUUUACUCGGACCUGGGGUACAGGUGAUUUCAACUUUGGUUUCAAUGACGAUGAUGAUGUUGAGCUAAAUCUAACAGGAGGAUACGAAGACAUUUUCGUACCCAUCACGGAGAAAGUCGAUGCGUAUGGCAACUACGCCGUAUGCCAAUUUCACCUCGAAGGAUGGGCUGACAAGCCUGACUACAUUCAUCGAGGGGUCUACGAUGAUGAUGAUCUCAUCAGCCACGAGAAUGAGGACGAGGAUGGGGAUGAAUAUCGGCCUGUGAACGUAACCCUUGGGUUUACGGUCUUUUUCAACGCUUUGACAGCCUCGGUCUCAACCUCCCCCUUCAUGUCUGCCACAGGUGUGGGGCUUCCUUCAACCGUACGCUGGGGCGGUCAGCAAAUCGACCUCGUCUUUGCGCCUACCAAGAGAAAGGAUGUGCUCUUCGCCAUGUUGUUGAUAUCGGAGUCGGACGGCCAAAAGCGUCUCGAGUCAAUGGAUGAUCUUCCAGUCCAUUGCCCGUCGACUCUCGAGGCUGUCGAGCCUAUCCCCGUCACUCACCGUUUGACAAAACGCCUCGAUCAAACACCUGCAAAGGCGGGAAAGAUGAUGCAUGGUCACAGAUGCUCCAAUGUUGCUUCACGAUUUCUGACUGAAAGCCUCGAAUUCAUUCCAUCUCUUCAGCCGCUCUACGGCCUUGACAUCACCUUCGAAUACGAACAACUCAUAGGUAAGGCCGCGCAUUGCGAAGAUGACAACCCAUUCUGUCUGGCGGCAGACGAGGACUUCUUUGUCUGUAUGGGUCCAAAGGGCUACGUCGCGUGGAGCUUUUGCCACGAUAUGAAAGACCUACAGGUUAAGGCUUAG